GCGUUUUGCUCGGGGCUCCAUUGCCUCCUCUCCAAGAAACGCCGCCAUUAACAAAAAUACAAGGGUAUUUUCGUCAAACAGGGCCCAAAGAAGCCCUAGACCAGGCUCGCAUCCUUUUUUGCCUAUAAAAACUCAAAGAAAACCCCUCAAACCCUACCUUCUCUUUUGUUUCCGUUAAUUUUUUCGACUCUCUGCGGCAGCUCUCUCUCGCCUACUGUCUUCGAGAAGUUUUCAGAUUUUUAGCACUUCAGAAUGGGUAAGGAAAAGGUUCAUAUCAACAUUGUGGUCAUUGGUCAUGUCGACUCUGGGAAGUCGACCACUACUGGUCACUUGAUCUACAAGCUUGGAGGAAUUGACAAGCGUGUGAUUGAGAGGUUUGAGAAAGAAGCUGCUGAAAUGAACAAGAGGUCAUUCAAGUAUGCUUGGGUGCUUGACAAGCUCAAGGCUGAGCGUGAACGUGGUAUCACCAUUGAUAUUGCCUUGUGGAAGUUUGAGACCACAAAGUACUACUGCACUGUCAUUGAUGCUCCUGGACAUCGCGACUUUAUCAAGAACAUGAUUACUGGUACUUCUCAGGCUGAUUGUGCUGUCCUUAUCAUUGACUCCACCACUGGUGGUUUUGAAGCUGGUAUUUCUAAGGACGGUCAGACCCGUGAGCAUGCUUUGCUUGCUUUCACCCUUGGUGUCAAGCAAAUGAUUUGCUGCUGCAACAAGAUGGAUGCCACCACUCCCAAGUACUCCAAGGCACGUUAUGAUGAAAUUGUGAAGGAAGUGUCUUCAUACUUGAAGAAGGUCGGAUAUAAUCCUGACAAAAUAAACUUCGUCCCUAUCUCUGGAUUUGAGGGAGACAACAUGAUUGAGAGGUCUACCAAUCUUGACUGGUACAAGGGCCCAACCCUCCUUGAGGCUCUUGACCAGAUCCAGGAGCCCAAGAGGCCUACAGACAAGCCACUCCGUCUCCCACUUCAGGAUGUGUACAAGAUUGGUGGCAUUGGAACUGUCCCCGUGGGACGUGUUGAAACAGGUGUUCUCAAGCCUGGUAUGGUUGUGACCUUUGGUCCAACUGGUCUGACAACUGAAGUUAAGUCUGUUGAGAUGCACCAUGAAGCUCUUCAAGAGGCACUUCCUGGUGACAAUGUUGGUUUCAAUGUGAAGAACGUUGCUGUGAAGGAUCUCAAGCGUGGUUUUGUUGCUUCCAACUCCAAGGAUGACCCAGCCAAGGGAGCUUCCAGCUUUACCUCCCAGGUCAUCAUCAUGAACCACCCAGGCCAAAUUGGCAAUGGAUAUGCCCCUGUCCUUGAUUGCCACACUUCUCACAUUGCUGUCAAGUUCUCUGAGAUCGUGACCAAGAUUGACAGGCGAUCUGGCAAGGAGCUUGAGAAGGAGCCCAAGUUCUUGAAGAAUGGUGAUGCUGGUUUUGUGAAGAUGAUUCCCACCAAGCCCAUGGUGGUUGAAACUUUCUCAGAGUACCCUCCCCUUGGUCGUUUUGCUGUUAGGGACAUGCGACAAACUGUUGCUGUUGGUGUUAUCAAGGCUGUUGACAAGAAGGAUCCUACUGGUGCCAAGGUCACCAAGGCUGCUGCUAAGAAGGGUGCCAAAUGAACCGUGCAGGUUCAUGCUGGUCGGCCCUCAAAUGAAAUCUACUACUACAAUAAAUCGUGUCAUGCAAACUUUUCGAGUGCUGCUUCAG
Coffea eugenioides is the source of this 1690-nucleotide messenger RNA. RefSeq names its product elongation factor 1-alpha. Gene Ontology annotation, biological process: translation; translational elongation. Bases 253 to 1602 code for a protein of 449 amino acids. The transcript has 3 exons. Gene Ontology annotation, molecular function: GTP binding; translation elongation factor activity; GTPase activity. The record is from RefSeq and is a predicted model, not a curated record. Lineage: Eukaryota; Viridiplantae; Streptophyta; Magnoliopsida; Gentianales; Rubiaceae.